GCCAGGCCCUGAGAUGGAAGCCAGGCUGCCCAGCAUCACCUGUGGCCUCUUCCUGGCGCUCCUGCUGCAGGCAGAGUCUACAGCGGUGGAGCUGGUCCCAGAGAAGAUCACAGGAUUCUGGAAGGAAGUGGCUGUGGCUUCUGACCAAAACCUGAUGCUGAAGGCUCAAAAGAGGGUAGAGGGUUUGUUCCUCACAGUCAGUGGGAGGAGCCUCACUGUAAAGGCUGUGUACAACAGCUCAGGAAGCUGUGUGACAGAGACAUCAGUGGGGUCACAAAGAGACUCUGUAGGGGAAUUCACUUUUCCUGGCCACAGAGAGAUCUGCGUGCUGGACACGGACUAUGAGCAUUACGCCAUCCUGAAGUUGUCCCUGCUCUGGCAGGGCAGGACCUUCCAGGUCCUCAAGUACUUCACUCGGAGCCUUGAGAAUGAGGAUGAGCCAGCCUUCUGGAGGUUCCGGGAAAUGACAGCAGAGCAAGGCCUCUACAUGCCGGCCCGGCAUGGUGAGCGCAGCCCCUGGGGGAGGAUGCUGGACCAGACCCCGGGGAUGGGGGCUGCAGCCCUCCUGACUGUGCCAACGCUGUCCCAUCCUGCAGGGAGGUGCGCUGAGCUCUUGAAGGAGGUGAGCCCCUGCUACCCUUGCCUACAUCGCAGCCUGGCCCUCAUGAAGCCCUGCUGGUGCAGCUAG
Molecule: messenger RNA, 688 nt
Organism: Acomys russatus (golden spiny mouse)
Lineage: Eukaryota; Metazoa; Chordata; Mammalia; Rodentia; Muridae
Product: epididymal-specific lipocalin-8-like
Exons: 5
Coding region: 14-688 (224 amino acids)
Molecular function (GO): small molecule binding
Source: RefSeq, a predicted model, not a curated record